GGAGGCUCCAUUCUAAAAAGGUGCAACAGGCUCUCCACUGUCUCACUGUCCCCUCCAGAUGGGUAUUGGGAGGGCCCCCUGGGUGGUGGCUCUGCUUGUGAACCUCAUGAGGCCGGAUUCCUUCACGACUGAAGGCAGAGACUCCCCAGAGGAUUUUGUGAUUCAGGCAAAGGCGGACUGUUACUUCACCAACGGGACAGAGAAGGUGCGCUUCGUGGUGAGGUUCAUCUUCAACCUGGAGGAGUAUUUACACUUCGACAGUGACCUGGGGGUGUUCGUGGCGCUGACGGAGCUGGGGGAGCCUGACGCUGAGCAGUGGAACAGACGCCCGGAUCUCCUGGAGAGGAGCCGAGCCUCUGUGAACAUGGUCUGCAGGCAGAACUACCUGCUGGGGGCCCCCUUCAUCCUGGGGAGAAAUGUGCCACCGGAGGUGACAGUGUACCCAGAGAGGACCCCGUUGCUGCAGCAGCACAGCCUGCUGCUCUGCUCCGUGACAGGCUUCUACCCGGGGGACAUAACCGUCAGGUGGUUCCGGAAUGGACAGGAGGAGACAUCAGGCGUCGUGUCCACUGGCCUUGUUAGGAAUGGAGACUGGACCUUCCAGACGACAGUGAUGCUGGAAAUGACCCCAGAACUUGGCGACAUCUAUGGCUGCCUGGUGGAGCACCCCAGCCUCCUGAGGCCCGUUUCUGUGGAGUGGGUGGCUCAGUCUCAAUAUUCCUGGACAAAGAUACUGAGUGGAGGUGCAGCGUUCCUGCUUGGGCUAACUGUCUUCCUUGUGGGGGCUGUUAUCCACCUCAAGGCUCGGAAAGCGUCUGCGGAGACUCACUCUGGCAGUGAGGUCUCCGGAGAGCUUCUCCCACCUCACCCCUCGUAACAGAAGCCUCUCUCCCAGAUUCUGAAGAAGAGUAUAAAGGGCAG
Messenger RNA from Acomys russatus (golden spiny mouse), 921 nucleotides. RefSeq names its product HLA class II histocompatibility antigen, DO beta chain. Gene Ontology annotation, cellular component: MHC class II protein complex; membrane. NCBI's taxonomy places the organism in Eukaryota, Metazoa, Chordata, Mammalia, Rodentia, Muridae. Gene Ontology annotation, molecular function: MHC class II protein complex binding. The record is from RefSeq and is a predicted model, not a curated record. The transcript has 6 exons. Gene Ontology annotation, biological process: peptide antigen assembly with MHC class II protein complex; antigen processing and presentation of exogenous peptide antigen via MHC class II; positive regulation of T cell activation. Bases 59 to 877 code for a protein of 272 amino acids.